AUGAAGGACAAAGGAUGGAGUGAUAAAGGAAGAAGAGUAUAUCUUGAAACCAAAGUAUCAAGAUGGUGCCAGACUUUCUUUGGGCUGAUGAAGAAUGGAAGGCUAACCCAAACAUUAAGUUCAGAGAUUACAAUCAAUUCAAGCAGAUUGUUAUUGGAAAUCAGAACAUAUGGUGAACAGGCUGUUGACAUUAAGUUAAGGGCUAAAAGGAGUUCGGGUGGUGUUGGCCAAAUGUGGAUUACAAAAUUAGACAUGCUGUGCUCGACGCUCUGUGCAACUUUAUUGGAAGAUACUGGGGAUAUGCAAAGUAAGAGACAAGAAGGGAAAUACACUUAUAAAUAUGAUGAUUUGUUGAGAUGUAUUUGA
This is a messenger RNA of Entrophospora candida, 366 nucleotides long. The record is from the annotation of a GenBank genome assembly. Lineage: Eukaryota; Fungi; Glomeromycota; Glomeromycetes; Entrophosporales; Entrophosporaceae.